Messenger RNA from Cicer arietinum (chickpea), 548 nucleotides. NCBI's taxonomy places the organism in Eukaryota, Viridiplantae, Streptophyta, Magnoliopsida, Fabales, Fabaceae. The record is from RefSeq and is a predicted model, not a curated record.
UUUGCUUAAACUUAAAAGCAUAUGAGAUGUGUUCGGAAGUUAGUAACAACUAUGAAUGUUGCUCAUUUUUCUCCUUUAUGGGUACAUUAGUCAACAAUGUUGAGGAUGUAAAGGAGCUUAAGUCAGCUGGUGUUUUUCGAAACUUUCUUGGAAGUGAUGAAGAUUUGGCAGAGCUCUUCCAUGAAUUAGGUGAUGAUUUGCCGACAAAUAUGUAUUUCCCUAGUCUUUAUACAGCUGCAGUGGCCGAUAGCAAGAAAUAUGUUCUCAUCAAGCGUCAAAUUGAAAAACAUUACAGAAAUAAAUGGAAGACAUGGUUGGCUCAAGCAUACCAUACUUAUUUUGAUACACCAGGGACUACGAUUUCCUUCUUAGCUGCAUCAUUAGCAUUGCUUCUUACUUUCAUCCAAACUUGGUGUUCCCUAGAAUGUAAUUAAAAAAUCAUCAUUUCAAUUAUAUAAUUAUGUUUGUAAAUAAAAUUGAGGUUAUUGUAUGACUUGCUCAGGAUAGUAGUUUUGUAACAUAUAUUGAAAAACAAGUUUCUUUAAUAA